CAUCGCGACACAAUCGGAUCGCGGAGACCUCCGUGAGGGGGCCGGGCCGCUCCUUGCCCGGGGCGGGCCGAGUCCCUUCGGCUUUGCCGGCAUUGUGGUGGAUUAUCGGGGCAAACCGGUCAUCCGCCGCUGACCCUGAGGCGGCACUGCGGCGACGCCGGGACAGCGAGGAGGAGGAGGAGGAGGAGGAGGGCGAAGCCGAGGCAGGGCUGCCGGAGGCGGUGCUACCCCAGCUCCCUAAGCAGGGACCGGACGCUGCGCUGCGGGAGUCAUCAGUUGAGAUGCUUCCGUUGACUGGGAAAACAAUAAUAUUUGAUAGCUUUCCUGACCCUUCAGAUACCUGGGAAAUAAUUGAGACUAUUGGCAAAGGAACUUAUGGAAAAGUUUUCAAAGUAUUAAAUAAGAAAAAUGGCAGCAAAGCAGCAGUCAAAAUCUUGGAUCCUGUUCAUGAUAUUGAUGAAGAAAUUGAAGCUGAGUACAACAUUUUGAAAGCUCUCUCUGAUCAUCCCAAUGUGGUCAAAUUCUAUGGCAUGUACUACAAGAAAGAUGUGAAGAAUGGAGACCAGCUUUGGCUUGUUCUUGAGCUGUGCAAUGGUGGAUCUGUGACUGAUCUUGUGAAAGGAUUUCUGAAGAGAGGUGAAAGAAUGAAUGAACUUAUAAUUGCUUACAUCUUACACGAAGCUCUGAUGGGACUUCAGCAUUUACAUGAAAACAAAACUAUCCACCGUGACAUCAAGGGAAAUAAUAUCCUUUUGACCACUGAAGGAGGAGUCAAGCUUGUGGAUUUUGGUGUGUCUGCUCAGCUGACCAGCACUCGUCUCCGCCGGAACACCUCCGUGGGCACCCCAUUCUGGAUGGCUCCAGAGGUGAUUGCCUGUGAGCAGCAGCUGGAUAGCUCCUAUGAUGCCAGAUGUGAUGCAUGGUCACUGGGUAUUACUGCAAUAGAGCUGGGAGAUGGAGAUCCACCCCUCGCUGAUUUGCACCCUAUGAGGGCACUCUUCAAAAUACCGAGGAAUCCUCCUCCAACACUACAGCAGCCUGAACUGUGGUCAUCUGAAUUCAAUGACUUCAUUAACAAGUGCUUAACUAAAGACUAUGAGAAGCGCCCGACAGUAUCUAGUCUUUUGCAGCAUGAUUUUAUUAAGCAGAUUGAAGGAAAGGAAAACGUGCUACAAAGACAACUUAUGGAAUUUAUUGAUGUUCAUCAACAAAUGGGAGUCACUGAAAAGGCAAGAUUUGAACGUAUUCAUACAAAGAAGGGGAACUAUAGUAAGUCACUAGUUUCAAACCAAGAAGAUGUAGAUGAUUUAGCAACCUUGGAGGUACUGGAUGAGAAUACAGUAACAGAGCAGUUGCAGAAAAGUUAUGCCAAGGAUCAGAUCUACACAUAUGUUGGGGACAUUCUCAUUGCUGUCAAUCCAUUUCGGAACAUAGAUAUUUAUUCUUCACAGCAUUCCAAACUGUAUAUUGGAGCCAAACGGACUGCCAACCCUCCUCAUAUUUUUGCUGUUGCUGACAUUGGUUAUCAGUCCAUGGUGACAUACAACUCUGAUCAGUGCAUCGUUAUUUCUGGGGAAAGUGGAGCUGGCAAGACACAAAGUGCCCAUCUUCUAGUUCAGCAGCUCACUGUCCUGGGCAAGGCGAAUAACAGGACUCUACAGGAGAAAAUCCUCCAGGUGAAUAACCUUGUAGAAGCAUUUGGAAAUGCAGGCACUAUCAUCAAUGAUAACUCCAGCAGAUUUGGAAAAUACUUGGAAAUGAAAUUUACUUGUGGUGGCACUGUAGUAGGAGCUCAGAUUUCAGAGUAUCUCCUUGAAAAAUCCAGAGUUGUCCACCAGGCAGUAGGAGAGAAAAAUUUCCAUAUUUUUUAUUAUAUUUAUGCUGGUCUUGCAGAAAAGAAAAAACUGGCACAUUACAAAUUACCAGAAUACAGACCUCCCAGAUAUCUGCAAAAUGAUCAUUUCAGAAUAGUGCAGGACUUUAUGAACAAUAGCUUUUAUAAGUCGCAGUUUGAAUUAAUUGAACAGUGCUUCAAAGUCAUAGGUUUUACACUGGAGGAACUUGGAAGUGUAUACAGUGUUCUGGCUGCCAUUCUAAAUGUGGGCAACAUUGAAUUUUCUGCAGUGGUAUCUGAACACAUGAUUGACAAGAGCAACAUUUCCAACCCAGUAGCCCUUGAGAAUUGUGCAUCCUUGCUGUGUAUUCAGGCAGAUGAGCUGCAAGAGGCCCUCACCUCUCACUGCGUAGUGACUCGAGGAGAAACAAUUAUUCGUCCCAACACUGUGGAAAAAGCCACUGAUGUCAGAGAUGCAAUGGCCAAGGCUCUCUAUGGGCGCCUGUUCAGCUGGAUAGUCAAUCGCAUCAACACUCUUCUCAAACCUGACAAACAUUUAAGUGGAAGCGAUGAUGGUUUGAACAUUGGAAUUCUUGAUAUCUUUGGCUUUGAGAAUUUCAAGAAGAAUUCUUUUGAACAACUCUGUAUCAACAUUGCCAACGAACAGAUUCAGUUCUACUUCAAUCAACACGUCUUUGCCUGGGAACAGAAUGAGUACCUCUAUGAAGGUGUUGAUGCAAGAGUUAUAGAAUAUGAGGACAACAGGCCGCUCUUAGAUAUGUUCUUGCAGAAACCAAUGGGCUUAUUAUCCCUGCUUGACGAAGAAAGUCGAUUCCCACAAGCAACAGAUCAGACACUUGUAGAAAAAUUUGAGGAUAAUUUGAAGUCAAAGUAUUUCUGGAGACCCAAAAGAGUAGAUUUAACAUUUGGGAUUUAUCAUUAUGCAGGAAAGGUUCUGUAUAAUGCAAGUGGAUUCCUGGCCAAAAAUAGAGAUACUCUGCCAGCUGAUAUUGUGCUGCUCCUGCGAUCAUCUGAAAACAAUCUGAUACGACAGCUGGUAACACAUCCUCUUACAAAAACAGGUAACCUGGCACACAGUAAAAGCAAAACUACAAUCAGUUACCAGAUGUGGACCCCCCAGAAAUCAAUCAGUCGUACAAAGAAUGAAUCUGGAGAUACUGGGCAUCAUCCAAGAGAGACAACCAGUAUGAAAACACAAACAGUUGCUUCUUAUUUCAGAUACUCUCUCAUGGAUUUGUUAUCCAAAAUGGUGGUUGGCCAGCCUCAUUUUGUCCGGUGCAUCAAGCCAAACAAUGACCGGCAGGCAAACAAGUUUGAUAAAGAAAAAGUGCUGGUUCAGCUGCGUUACACAGGAAUUCUGGAGACAGCAAGGAUUCGAAGACAAGGUUAUUCGCACCGCAUACUCUUCGCUAACUUCAUAAAACGGUAUUAUCUCAUCUGUUACAAAACAAAUGAUGAUCCUCCAGUCAGCCCAGAAACCUGUGCUGCCAUCUUGGAAAAAGCCCACCUUGACAACUGGGUUCUUGGAAAAACUAAAGUAUUUCUCAAGUACUAUCAUGUGGAACAGCUGAAUUUAAUGCGAAAAGAGACGGUUGAUAGGAUUAUAUUGAUUCAAGCUUAUGUCAGAGGGUGGCUGGGCUCAAGGAGAUACAAAAAGAUAAAGGAACAAAGGGAACAAAGUGCUAUUAAAAUACAAUCAGCUUACAGGGGUUUUGCUGCUCGUAAAGAAUACCAGAAUGCAAAACACAAUAAAAAAAUUGAAAAAUACAUCAUUAGGCUUCAAGCAAUUGCCAGAGGAUACUUACUCAGGAAAAAGAGAAAAGAACUAACUGAGGCAAGGAAUAAAGCAGCAACAACAAUUCAAUCUCACUACAGGGGAUAUAAGGAGAGGAAGAGCUUCAAAAAGAGGAGGGAAUCACUUAGAAAGAAAGAAACUGAGAAUGCAGCAUCCUCUAGUGAAAAGGACAUAGAACUUCAAGAAAAUGAGGAAUGUACAGCUGGAGUGAAGAGUGCCCUUCCUAAAACAGAAGAAGAAGCAGCUGUUAUUGUUCAAAGCAAUUACAGGGGCUACAGAGCCCGUAAAAAAAUAAAGGAAGAACGCAAAAAAAUAGCAGAGGAAGAAUUAUCUGUUGUGGAAUAUCUUGAAGCACAACUGCAGCCAGCUGAAGAUGUUACAUUGGAAGAAGCAGUGAGUGAGAAGACUCAGGGAGAGGGUGAUGCUGUUAAUGAUAAUGUGUGCACUGGAAGUGGUGACAUAGGAAAUGUACAGGAGCAAGAGGUAAUGUCUACAAAAGAACAGAGAGCUUCUGUGAAGCAGAGGCCUUCAGUAGAGCAAUCUGAUGAAGGUGAAGAACAGGAAUCCUUGAAAGAGCCAUCCAACAAAGCUUCUGUCAGAAUCACAGCUGAACCUGAUCCCCAGCAGGAGCAAGCUAACCAGGACACACUCAGUACAGAUAGGCAAAAUCAAGAAUCUGCUGUGAUCCAGCCUGAGACCAACGAAGAUGUAGAAAGAAACCAUCUGAAACAUGAAGAAAUGAUGCCUAGAGGAUGUAAAGGGAUUGUAAGAAAGGAGUCACUAAGAGGUUCACGAAAGCAAGCUGAAGCAGAAAAACAAAGUUUAGAGGAGAAAGAGAAGGCAGCAGUGGUUAUUCAGAGCAAUUACCGGGGUUACAGAAGGAGAGGACAACUCAGAAAAGAAGGGAAAUUACCUUGCAAAGGUCAAGAGAACACUGCGAAUGAGCCAACAGAAGCAGUACACGUUCAAAAUAAAGAUCCCCACACAAAAAAAAAUAAGGAAAGCAGUGUGAUAGAGGCUGAGGGCUCUAAGACACUGAAGGGAGGAUCUGAAAAAGAGACCUGUGAUUUGGCAGCCUUUUCACGUCAGAUAUCAAAAUUAUCUGAAGACUACUUGGCAUUGCAGCAAAAAUUAAAUGAAAUGAUACUGUCACAUCAGCUGAGACCUGUGAUGAUGUCCAAAGAUAAGCAAACUAACAACCAAUAUUCUUCUCAUGUUUGUCAGUCAGUAGCAGCCAAAGUAGAAGAGACUCGCCCUCUGCAAAGACCCCCAAGGAGGCCGCGGAAGCCCAAGACACUAAAUAACCCUGAGGACUCCACCUACUACACUCUAAUACAUAAAUCAAUACAAGAUGAAAAAAGGAGACCAAGAAAAGAAAGUCUGGGCAAGGUGCUGGAUUUAGAUAUCUACUACCGUGAAAUUUCAUCUACUGGUUCCACCUCAAAGGACAGCAGCACUACCACGAAAAGGAAGAGACAUCCAGUUGAGCGCAGAACUUCAACUUUAAGAGCUACUGAGAGGUCAAGGGUUGCGGAGAGCCCCAUGGAAGAGAGCAGAGCAGAAGAUAAUCCCUAUGACUACCGGAGGCUGCUGCGGAAGACCUCGCAGCGCCGGCGCCUUAUCCAGCAGUUCUAGCCCUGCUGCCAUUUGUUGUUAUUAGCAUCAUCAUCUUUUUUAUCAUUUUAUACCACGUGCUUCCUUUUUUUUUUUUUUUUUUUUUUUUUUAAAUCUCUGACAUGUCAGGUUUACAACAUGUGUGUUCAUGUCAGUACGAAUUACUGUAGUUUACAGCCCAACACCGAUGCAAAGGGACGCCGUCACUCCUGGCAUAUACCCUUAAGAAAAUAAGAAAUCAGGUUUCCUUCAGGUACCACUACUGCAUCUUAAAAUUAUUAAGCAUUAAGCUGCCUAAAUGUAGGUUACCUUCCUCGGUGUGUGUUGUUUUCCUCUCUGCAUUUAAUCACUCUUACCAAAUUAAAAUAGACCGUUUAGUUCAUCAUUUCCUCAUUAAGCCUCCAAAAUCCCAUAGGCACCUCCAGAAAACCUUAGUUAUUGUUUCUAGUAAAUUGUUGUACAGGAAGAAAUAAAUGACAGGGACACCGCAGGGGGAUUUCUAUUUAUUUUAGGUUUAUAAUGCCUAAAUUUUGGGAUAAACUCUAUGUGGUAUGCGUCCCUCUAAUGAAAACAAAUGAUUAGUUGAUAGCAUGCUGUAGCAGUUUAUUUCAUUACUGACUUUGCUGUAAGCCAGUGGUGAGCGAUAAAGGUUAGCACUGCGUGUAGCAUUGGAGAUGUCGGCGGAUGGAAGGACCCAGCUCUCCUCACCCCAUUGCUAACAGAGCCCUUGAAUCGUGUUUGCUUUGUUCUGCUUUGCAUUAGAUUUUUAGGAAUCUUAAUCUCUGGGGUGCCAAGAAAGGAACAGAAAGACGCUCUCCGGUUGAUUGCUGCCUAAAUGUAAUGAUCACUCUUAAUCAGUUCCACUAGAAAUUAAAUGGAAAUAAAGGCGAUAGCCACCGUGUUCAAAAUUUCCCCUGAUUCCUUAUUCACAAGCCCUUAUUUCGCCUUAUUAUGCGGAUAAUUGCCGU
Molecule: messenger RNA, 6232 nt
Organism: Coturnix japonica (Japanese quail)
Lineage: Eukaryota; Metazoa; Chordata; Aves; Galliformes; Phasianidae
Gene: MYO3A
Product: myosin IIIA
Biological process (GO): positive regulation of filopodium assembly; peptidyl-serine phosphorylation; sensory perception of sound
Cellular component (GO): filopodium tip; stereocilium tip; photoreceptor inner segment
Molecular function (GO): protein binding; microfilament motor activity; protein serine/threonine kinase activity
Source: RefSeq, a predicted model, not a curated record